AUGGUUAUAAUUUUGUGGCUGAUGUUAAUGUGCAUGUCCAUAUAUAUUAUUGUAGUUGAUACUCAAGGACAACAACGGAAAAGGGGUCGAACUACUCUAAAAGAGUUAUGGACAUUACCUCCUCAAGAAAGGGUUUUAGUGAGUGCCAAUCAGUUAGGACAACCAAUUGGAUCUGAAGCACAAUUAUUGGCUGGAUUUCUAGGUAUGCUUGCUCGAUCCGGACAACAGAUUGGACUCCAAUAUGAGAGCUGGCAUAAAGUGCCAAAAACAUUAAAGGAUGAAUUGUUGAAAUUUAUUGAGUUACGAUUUUCUCUUGAAAUUUCAAGAGAGUAUGUGCUCAAAUCUUUGGGGAAGAAAUGGAGAGAUUACAAGCAUGAUCUAAAAACAAAACAUUUCAGACGAGAACAAGGACUACAGGAUUCAGAAAAACUUGGGAUUGCUAGUAGAAAGCAACAAAAACAUACGCAUACUUCUGGAUCAAAUAGUUUCGCAAGAAAGGAAAAAGAAAUGGAGACUAGCAGUGGAAGAAAAGUAGGACGCCUUGAACUUUUUCGAGCAACCCAUACUAAGAAGGAUGGCUCUCACAUGAUUAUGGAGACCGAACAAAUUAUGGAGAAAGCAAAUGAGAAGUUCGCUGGAUGUCAAACAACAGAUGAAGAUAUGCAAAUGGUUGAAACUGAGAUUUUGACACAAGUUAUUGGAAAAGAACGAUGUGGACGAGUAAGAGGGCUUGGGUUAGGUCCAACACCGAAAAGCUAUUAUGGAGGUUCGAGAAACCGAAAUUCUACUAACUCAAACACUUAA
Messenger RNA from Dioscorea cayenensis subsp. rotundata (Guinea yam), 804 nucleotides. RefSeq lists its product as uncharacterized. NCBI's taxonomy places the organism in Eukaryota, Viridiplantae, Streptophyta, Magnoliopsida, Dioscoreales, Dioscoreaceae. The coding region runs from base 1 to 804 and encodes 267 amino acids. The record is from RefSeq and is a predicted model, not a curated record. The transcript has 5 exons.